GAAGGCACCAGCGCUCUGUCAGCUGUGCUGAGGGAAAGGAAGGUGUGUUUGCUUCACGGUUUAGUUGAAGCACGGUUUUCAGGAGCGCAGCAUCGUGUCGCGCUGUCAGGGGGGCAUCGCCUCACCCGUACUUUCGUCCGUCUCGGUUUGCGUCUUCACCAGUCCCUUUCCUUUACACGGAUACAAGGUCUGAAGGGAAACAAAACAAGGUUUAUGGUCUUGGCUGAAGAUCUCACGAUGUCUCGCACCGACGAGGUUCACCGCUUGACCGAAAAUGUCUACAAGACAAUCAUGGAGCAGUUCAACCCCUGCUUACGAAACUUUGUUGCCAUGGGGAAGAACUAUGAGAAGGCCCUGGCCAGUGUGACAUUUGCUGCCAAAGGCUACUUUGAUGCUCUGGUCAGAAUGGGUGAACUGGCCAGUGAAAGUCAAGGAUCCAAAGACUUGGGGGAUGUGCUGUUCCAGAUGGCUGAGGUACACAGACAGAUCCAAGUGCAGCUAGAGGAGAUGUUGAAAUCCUUCCACAAUGAACUGCUCUCUGAGCUGGAGAAGAAGGUGGAGCUGGAUGCUCGCUAUCUGACUGCUGCCCUUAAGAAAUACCAGAUGGAGCACAAGAGCAAAGGGGAGAGUCUGGAGAAGUGCCAGGGUGAACUGAAGAAACUGCGCCGGAAGAGUCAGGGCAGCAAGAACCCCUCCAAGUAUGGAGAGAAGGAGAUGCAGUUUGUGGAAACCAUCAGCAGUAAGCAGACCGAGCUGGACUCCUUCAUCGCAGAGGGAUACAAGACGGCCUUGUCCGAGGAACGCCGCAGAUACUGCUUCCUGGUGGACCGUCAGUGUGCUGUGGCAAAAAACAGCAGCGCCUACCAUGGCAAGGGUAAAGACCUCCUGACUCAGAAGAUUCCGGUGUGGCAGCAGGCCUGUUCAGACCCCAACAAGCUGCCAGAGCGGGCCGUGCUCCUGGCCCAGCAGAUGGGCUCUGCAACUCUUGCAGGAACAAGCCCCCUGCAUACUUCCAAAUCCAACCUGGUCAUCUCAGACCCAAUCCCUGGAGCGCAGCCUCUUCCUGUGCCACCGGAGCUGGCUGUGUUCAUGGGAAGUGGAAUGGGCCACUCAGCGAGGCUGAUGGGUCCUGAUGGCAUGUCCAUGGUCAAUGGGACAACAGGAGUCCACGGAGAGGAGUACUGGACAGAUGGGGGGACCAUGUCCGUCUCUCAAGUCAGGCCUUCGUCCCCUCAGACCCAGGCACAAGGCCAGUCCCAGCCUCAGCCUCAGAGACAGGUCAGCGAUGUCUACUCCAACACUCUCCCUGUGCGCAGGCCCGCUCCUGCCAAGAAUAAGAACCCCGUGGGUGAAACGCGGACCCUGCCCAGAUCCAGUUCCAUGGCGGCCGGCCUGGAGAAGAACGGACGUGCACGUGUCCAGGCCAUCUUCUCCCACGCCGCCGGUGACAACAACACCCUGCUCAGCUUCUCCGAGGGCGAUGUCAUUACCCUGCUAGUGCCCGAAGCCCGGGACGGCUGGCACUACGGCGAGAACGAGAAGAACAAGAUGCGUGGCUGGUUCCCAUUCUCCUACACGCGCGUGCUGCCUGAGAGUGACAGUGACAAGCUCAGAGUGAAUUUGCAUCAUGGGAAAAGCAGCAGCACAGGCAACCUGUUGGAGAAUGAUGGAUCACUGCCCACACCUGACUACGGCCUGACCGCCCGGCUGCUGGCUCAGAGUCUAGCACAGACCCGCCCGCGCCCGUACAGCAUGGCGGGUUUUGGAACACAGCCAGCCAUCGAGGACUACGACGGCCGCUUUGCCACAACUGACAGUCCUGAUGGCAAAUUGAUUUCGACUGUGUGAGAACAGACAUACAGACAGACACAGACAGCUCCGGAUAGCACAGGGGCCUCUUCCUCCCCCACCUUUUCCCCUCUCCUUUUAGCCUUCUUCCUGUCUACUUACCUCCACCUCUCCUCCCACUCUUCCUCCUGCCUCCACACACACCCCUUCUCCAAGUGGAAGAGGCCAGUUUCAUGCCUCCUUUCUGUCCUCUCUUCCUCUCCGGGUCCCUUUUUUCCCUCCUUCGUCCUUCCGUCCAUCCUGGGUGCUGCUGCCGUUGCUGCUGUCGCUGCUUCUGCCGCUGCUGCUGCUCGUGGUGGUGACCGUGUGGACAGUAGCGGUUGGUGGGUGGAGGAUUGCGUUGAGCAGGAGAGCUCGAGCGGGCCCUACCUGCUCGGCAUGCAACAUUACGGACUGUGAUAACUGUGUCCCCGGCCACAGUCCACCAUCACGGACUGAUCUCUCAAGAGACUGCCUUUGCUACCGCUUGUCUUUCAUGCAUGUACAUGGUUGUGUCAUUUUUUUUGUCAAACUAAAAGGACAUGUUCAUGUACUUGUACAAGUGCCAAAAGGCUUCACUCUCAUCGUGCUCCAGCCACAGGCUAACAGGCCCGUGUUACUGAGUCUCCAAAAAAAAACAAAACGCUUUGUUCAAACUUAUGGCCUCGCAGCAGAUUACUAUGUCUCCACUCUGAGAGAUCCUGUAGGUGGCGCUGUGCUUCCUUGUGUCAGUGCUAGACUUGGUUUUUCUGUCCAGAGAGAGUGUCUGUGUGUGUGUGUGUGUGUCAGUCAGAUUUGCCUUACUUUACUUCUUUCUCUUUUUUUUUUUAAUUAAAACGAAUCAUUUGUGAAAACGGAGCUUCAAGUAUAUACAGAAUAUAUAUCUAUAUAUAUAUAUGAAAACCUAAUAUACAUUAAUAUAUAAAGUCCAGCAAAUUGUACUGCAUUUCAAACAUUGCAAAAACACAUUUCAAAGUGAAAAAACCUUGAGUCAAACAGCUCCACAGAAAGGUUGAAUCAAGUGCCAAAAAUGCAUCAUGACCGUGGGUUUGUCCUGCAGCGAGCGUGUGAUUGAAGGAGUUUUUAAUUUUUUUUAUUUUAGUGAAGUCUCCUCAACAGCUGCUGUGAUUUAGUUUAGUUCCCAUGCCCACCAGGGCUUCUUUGCAGAUCUCAGUGUUAUUUAUGAUUGUAUUCCCUGAGUGGCUCUGUGAUUUUUUUUUUCUUUUGGUCUUUUCUUUCCAAACCUAUUUUGUCCUUGUAAAAAAAAAAACAAAAAACAAAAAAACAACAACAUAUACUGUAUGUACAGUAUAUGGAGAAGAACCAUUGAGAAAACUACCGAUUAGUUGAAGUGUUUAUCUUAUGCAUGCCGUGGAGGGAAACAUGAAAAUGUGAUGACUAUAAAAUUUGACCUUGAAUGUAUGGUGACUUUUUACAAAGGUAUUCUCAAUAAAAACAUAUCUCUAUAUAUUAAUAAACA
Messenger RNA from Cynoglossus semilaevis (tongue sole), 3307 nucleotides. It is a transcript of the gene baiap2a, whose product is annotated as BAR/IMD domain containing adaptor protein 2a. Gene Ontology annotation, cellular component: cytosol; nucleoplasm. Lineage: Eukaryota; Metazoa; Chordata; Actinopteri; Pleuronectiformes; Cynoglossidae. Gene Ontology annotation, biological process: plasma membrane organization; actin filament bundle assembly; actin crosslink formation. The record is from RefSeq and is a predicted model, not a curated record. The transcript has 14 exons. Bases 214 to 1848 code for a protein of 544 amino acids. Gene Ontology annotation, molecular function: cytoskeletal adaptor activity; protein binding.